This is a messenger RNA of Dermochelys coriacea (leatherback sea turtle), 3393 nucleotides long. RefSeq names its product transcription factor CP2-like protein 1. The transcript is spliced from 15 exons. Gene Ontology annotation, biological process: regulation of transcription by RNA polymerase II. The record is from RefSeq and is a predicted model, not a curated record. NCBI's taxonomy places the organism in Eukaryota, Metazoa, Chordata, Testudines, Dermochelyidae. The coding region runs from base 1200 to 2642 and encodes 480 amino acids. Gene Ontology annotation, molecular function: RNA polymerase II cis-regulatory region sequence-specific DNA binding; DNA-binding transcription activator activity, RNA polymerase II-specific. Gene Ontology annotation, cellular component: nucleus.
GCACGUGUGCACGGGCGGAAAGAUAGCCCACUGCCCUAGAUAGCCCACUGCUUCCCGGGAUCGAGGCCCGCAUCCUGGAAGUACGACCUCCAGUCUUCCUUCCUGAUGUACACGGGCACAGAUAGCCGUAUUAACCCAGGCUGGCGGCCGUCGUGCCAGACCCUCCUCGCAGAGCCCAGCUUUCUGAGCACUCGGCGCCAGAGCGGAGCAAAUCUAGGAGUUUUUGGUGCGGUGCCGGGGUUCCUGCUCUAACGGCAGGCUCUGCAGACAGACGGGCCUUCUGCCUCUGGGCCCUGCCCGCGCCUGGCCUGGCUUCGCUGCUCCUCACCGUUUGCCUCCCCGCUAAAGGCAAAUCUCCCUCCGUUUCAGCCGCAGGCCGAUUUAGGUAACGUUCGUGCCUGACUCUGCAAUAUGCUCCCCGCUCGGAGAUGCCCCAUGGGAAAAGCCUUUUAAACAGGCGUGUGACAUGACAGAGACAAUGCAGGACACCGGCCAUCCUCUGUCCCAGCUUUCCCAGGCGUGUGCAGUAGAAGCCUGAGUGCACAACAUGGCAUGCGGUGAGCUGCAGCCGCCAGGAGGCAAGAGGCCUGGGGGACGAUGGCAUGUCUGGGGUGCUCCUGCACCAGCGCAGCCUGUGGCUGGCAAAUCCCCCAGCAAGAGAGCCCCGUCCCAGCUCAGGGCUUAGCUCUGCGAUCGCCUGUCUCCUGCACCUCCAAAGCAUGCACAUGGGGGGAGGGGGUUACCCAGGCAAUGCCCGCUGCAAGGUGAAGCCCUUCUGGCCCAGCCCCCCAGGGACAGCUGGACGUGGCUAUGGUUUUCUGAGCUUGUUUGGGCCACGUCCCACCGGGUCCUUGCUGCCUCCUACCGCAGCUUUUGGUUAAGCGGGAGGGGCAGGAACCCCUCUCUGGCUCACGGUGCUUUGCCCACUCGUGCCCCAGCGCUGACAGCCCACCUCCUGUAACACAGACCAGGGCAGCCACAGUGAAACGGCCCCAGCUCCCCGCCCCCCGGGUGUGUCCAGCUGCUCAGAGCCAUCUGGAAGCUGGCCAAUCCUUCAGCACCUCUCCUGGCACACACCCACCUGGGGAGCCUGGGAGCAUAAAGGCAGGUGCCCAGAGCUGCCUCGCUGGACAACAGCCACCUGACAGCGCCCCUCACUCAGAUCUAGGGACUUUUCUGUCCAGCCUCACGCCCUCGCCAUGCUGUUCUGGCACAGCCAGCCCGAGCACUACUGGCCAGGGCCAGGGGAGAUGUACCCCUGCUCUGGCGGCAAUCUGAUCAGGGAGUCCCUGGCGCUGCCUUUCCUGAAGCAGGAGGAGCAGAACAUCUCCACGUCGGCCGAGCUGCACUGCCCCGCCUUCCAGUACGUGCUCUGCGCCCCCACCUCGCCCGCUGUCAAACAGCACGAGGAGACCCUCACCUACCUGAACCAAGGCCAGUCCUACGAGAUCCGGAUGCUGUGCAACCCCAAGCUGGGCGACUUUUCCGAGUGCCGGAAGCUGCUGAAGAGCGUGGCCAGGGUGGUGUUUCACGACCGGCGCCUGCAGUACACGGAGCACCAGCAGCUGGAGGGAUGGAGGUGGAACCGCCCUGGUGACCGCAUCCUGGACAUCGACGUCCCCCUGUCUGUCGGGGUGCUGGAGCCGCACAUCCACCCCACCCUGCUGAACACAGUGGAGUUCCUCUGGGACCCCACCAAGAGGACAUCUGUCUUCAUGCAGGUUCACUGCAUCAGCACCGAGUUCACGCUGCGCAAGAACGGGGGCGAGAAGGGUGUCCCCUUCCGCAUCCAGCUCGACACCUACAAGGCCAACGAGAAGGGCGAGCACGUGGAUCACCUGCACUCAGCCAGCUGCCUUGUCAAAGUGUUCAAGCCCAAGGGAGCAGACAGGAAACAAAAAACUGACCGGGAGAAAAUUGAGAAACAAUCACCGCAGGAGCGAGAAAAAUACCAGCCUUCCUAUGAGAGCACGGUGCUGGCAGAGUGCACCCCCUGGCCAGAAGCCUCCAGCAGCCCCCACAGUCCCCCGGCCACCCCUGGGCUCCCCUCUCCUCCCGCCUUCAAACUGCUUACCCCAGAAAGGGGUUGUUCCUCGCCCAGCUACCCCUCCGACAGCCCAGCAGAGAGCACGGCCGAGGCUCUCAGUCCCUGUGCCUCCAUCUUGGAAACCCAGCAGUGGCUGCACAAGAAUCGCUUCGCCGCUUACUGCAGGAUGUUGGCUAAUUUCACAGGAGCUGACCUGCUGAAGCUUUCCCGCAGCGACCUCAUCCAGAUCUGUGGAGCGGCUGACGGGAUCCGGCUCUCCCAUGCACUGAAAGCCAGGUGCAUCCGCCCUCGGCUCACCCUGUAUGUAUCCAGGGAGCCCCAAGCCAAUGGCAGAGACACCCCUGAGGACUCACACCCAGCCACAUACCAAGAGGUCUAUCUGGAAGAACUCACCGCCACAGAACUGACCAAUAAACUGGCAGAGCUGCUCAGCCUCCCAGCCAACCAGAUCCAGCAGGUUUCCAAGCAGGGACCGACCGGGAUUCACAUCCUCAUCAGUGACCUGAUGGUCAGGAACCUGCCAGAUGAAUCCUGUUUCGUAGCAGCUGUUACCAAAGUGCAGGCUCCAGAAGGCUACCACUUAAUUUUAAGAUAGGCGCACAACAACCUAGGACAGUUCAAUGCAGAGAAGUGCAACGAGAGAAGUGAUGCCAAAUCACUGUCUGGAACCAAGGGAGAUUUCCCCACACAGAAGCUGGUGAAGAGGCCAACAGGAGCAUUUCCCAGCAAGGCAGUCCCAUCCCAGUGCUGGAAAGAAUCUAGGCCAAGACGGCCGCAGUGUCCUGCAUUUGUGAAAUGCCCAUGUGCCACCUGUUUGAAGACAUGCUCUGCUUUGUGUAGCCUUAGACCGUGGCACAUUGUUUACACUGAUGUUCCAUGGUGGCACGGUCAUACACACAGCCAGUGGCCUCCUGCACUCAGGGGCUUGGCAAUAAGGAGUUCACUUCUAGGCUGUUGGUUGAUAUCCAGCUUAAGUCAGUAAUGAUAUUUAGUCAUCUGGAGGUCUCUACAUCAUGAGGUUAGUGGGGGAAAUCUGUGGACAGAGGACUUCUAGGCAGAAUUUCCAAGGCACCCAACUCCCAGUGAGCUAGGCACCCAACCACCUUGGGAAGCUUUGCAAAUCCCUGCCUGCCAGGGAACCCCGUCAUCCCCCUUUAAAUUCUUCCCUUCACAGACCUGACCUGUAAGCAAAACCAAACCUCAGGCUGAGGUAAGCAGGCUCCUCUAAAUAUUGUAUCAUCUGCCUUAGUAUUAACACUGAAAAUCAACUGCCGUUUUUAGAGCUUUAUUUUUAUUUGGCUGUUGUAUUGUCUAAUCCUUUUUAUAUUAAAAAUAUCAGAGCUGAA